Salvelinus namaycush (lake trout) is the source of this 3835-nucleotide messenger RNA. RefSeq names its product unc-51 like kinase 4 (gene ulk4). Gene Ontology annotation, biological process: protein phosphorylation. Bases 80 to 3835 code for a protein of 1251 amino acids. The transcript has 36 exons. The record is from RefSeq and is a predicted model, not a curated record. Lineage: Eukaryota; Metazoa; Chordata; Actinopteri; Salmoniformes; Salmonidae. Gene Ontology annotation, molecular function: ATP binding; protein kinase activity.
GUAGGAAUGAAAUGAUCCAAAAGUGAUAUCCGGUAACAAACUUCGCGCUUUGAGUUUGAGUUCGAGGGGGGAUUUGAAGAUGGAAAACUUCAUCCUGUAUGAGGAAAUUGGAACAGGACGCAAGUCAGUGGUUUAUAAGGGGAGGAGGAAAGGAAGCAUCAAUUUUGUUGCAAUUAUUUGCAGUGACAAGUCAAAAAGACAUGAAAUUACAAACCACGUACGGCUAACUCAUGACAUAAAACAUGAGAAUGUGGUAACCUUCUAUGAGUGGUAUGAAACCAGCAACCAUCUUUGGCUUGUAGUGGAACUGUGCACAGGGGGUUCACUGGAGUCAGUCAUCACCCAGGAUGAGUGCCUGUCAGAAGAUGUAGUGAGGGAAUUUGCCAUCGAUCUGGUCAAAGGCUUGAGAUACAUCCAUGAUGCUGGUAUCGUGUUCUCUGACCUCACUCCCUCCAAGAUCUUGUUGGAUGGCCCUGGCACAUUGAAGUACUCUAACUUCUGCCUGUCUAAAGCUGAGGGGGAGAAUCUGGAGGAGUUUUUUGCUUUAGUCACAGCAGAGGAAACAGGUGGAGGGGAUGGCAAAGAAAACACAUCAAGAAGAAAUAUCAAGAACAGAAUCCAAGGGUCUCCAAUAUACUGUGCACCAGAGGUGGUCAAAGGGGGGGACCACAGUAUCAGUAGUGAUCUGUGGGCCCUGGGCUGUAUAUUCUAUGAGAUGUUUUCAGGAAAACCACCAUUCUUCUCCGAGACGUUUUCUGAGUUGAUUGAGCUGAUAUUACUUCAGGAUCCUCAAUCUCCAAGGCAAACGGGGGCUUCUUCCUGCAAGCCUACACAAGAGUUCCAAAGCCUGCUUAAAGGUUUGCUUCAGAAAGACCCUCAGAAGAGGAUAAGCUGGACUCAGUUACUGGUCCACCCAUUCUGGAGAGGAGUGUUCUCUGAGGUCCACACCAGCGAGGAGGAAGAAGAAGAUGUCUCAUUCAGCUCCAGUGUGGGGAGGAGUGGUGUCUGUGCCUCUAGCCAGUCAUCAGCAGAGACACCUGUCUCAGUGACCUCCCAGGGACCAGGAGGGGGAUACAGAGGGGUACAGGGAGGGGCCGCAGGGGCAGAGGAGCCCGUCUGCAUGCACCCCAACAAAUCAUUCCGAUUAGACAACAUGACAGAGCUUAGACCAAAGAGUGCACUGGACAAAGAUACCAGAGAGUCCAUAUUCCUCCUCAGCUCUCAUCCAACUCCAAGAAUGAGUUGCACUGCAAGAGAUCCACCCAACAGGACACCAUUACCUCAAGACAGUGUGGUGGUCAGUGGUCUGAAUGAUAUCAGUUACUGUAUAAAGGACCUGGUGUACACUGACUCUGACCUGGCAGUCACACCUAUUAUGGACAACCCAAAGAUUCUGAAGACCGCUCCAGUGCGAUAUGACCUGAAGACUUUGUGUGUCCGAGCAUACUCAGUGGAGAAGCUGUCCUGUCUGAGCUCUGAGGACUGGAGGGUGUUUCUGCAGCAGCUGUGCUCUUCUCUGGAGGCCCAGGCUGAUAAGACCACGGCGGCGGUCCGCUCCAAACUCAACCUCCUCUGCUAUCUGUGUACCAUAGCUGCCCACAAGGACACAGCUACCAGGCUCAUCAACUCCGAGCUGUUCCCUGUGUUGACCCAGCAGCUGCGUCUAGCACCUAACUGGGACGUGAAGUUUAAGGUGAUGCGGGUGCUGGGGCUGCUGGCAUCCCACUGCACUGAGCUCAGAGAGGAGACCCCCGUCACUGAGGCUGUUGUCAUGUUCACGGAGCUGAUCAGGGAGAACUUCAGGAACAGCAAACUGAAGCAGUGCCUGCUGCCGCCACUGGGGGAGCUGCUCUACCUCAUCGCCACACAGGAGGAGAAGAAAGAGCACCCAGGAGAGCUGUGGGUUGUUCCUGCUGCCGCCUACACGGUGUUAAUGAGGUGCCUUCGGGAAGGGGAGGAGGUGGUUGUGAACCACAUGGUGUGUAAGAUGGUGGAGAACGUGUGUACCCCGGCGUCUCACUACGCCCAGGGCUUCAUCACCGGGGAGAUAGGCCCCAUGCUCUGGUACCUGUUCACACACUCCAGCGUCGACUCACUACGCGUCAGCGCCAUCUCAGCCCUGUGCAGAAUCACCCGCCUCUCAGCCAGUGCCUUCCAGAGUGUGAUUGACAAGGUGGGGCUACCAGCCAUCUUAGCCAGCCUGGUGUCGGGGAUCAGCCGUGUCCAGCAGCACAUACUCACCAUGUUCUCUGCCAUGCUGGCGUCAGGGGCCCACGCCCAGCUACACAGACUAGUCCAGGAGCGGGACUUUGUGGUGAAGAUAAUGCGUUCCCUGGAGAGCCCGUCCUCUGUCAUCAGAGCCAAGGCCUUCCUGGUUCUCCUUCAGGUCCUCUGCAGCAACAGGGACAUGCUGCUACUCUGCUGCAACUCUAGGCUGGUGAUGUACAUUGAAAGAGACAUCAGGCAGGCCACGCCAGGGAAGGAGCUACAAAGCAGCAAUGAAUACCUGUCAAAAUGCCUCGAUCUGCUCAUCCGUCACGUCGUGCUGCAGCUGCCAGCCAUUCUGGAUGACAUGCUGUCCGCGCUGGGCAGUAUAGUGGGCAGGAAGCAUCCCUCCACUGUUCAGGCCAAGCAGCUGAAACAGAGUGUACCCAUGAUGACUGUGAUGCUCCACCUCCUCACCUCUCAGAUAUUCAGGCCACAGGUUGUGACUGAGGAGUUUCUCUUCAAAUUUGGAGCACUGCUGAAUCACAUAACAUCUAUUGAUGCCAGUGAGACCAGUUUGGGCAGUGCAAUAGGACAAGCAGGUUCAGAGGAGCUGAUCAGGAACACUCUGUCAGCUGUGGAGGCCAUCACCCAGCACCCAGCCCUGCUGAUGCCCUAUCACUGUACUGUUGUUGAUUGCAUUCUUCCUCCACUGACUUCUCUUGCCUUCAGUAAAAACGUGGAGUGGCGUAUCGUCAGCUUGCGGGUUCUGUCAGAGAUCACACUGCUGCUGCUGAGCCAAGAGGCCGUGGAGGAGGGAGAGAGGAAGGAGGAGAGGAGAGAGAGAGAGUGCAACUCUUCAACUGGUAGACUACUGACUCUCAUUACAGAAGCCCUUCUUCCACAGUAUGAAUCUCUCCUGUUGGAGCCAGACCCAAUCCCAGUCUACGCUCUCAAGUUGCUGGUGGCCCUCACAGAACACAGCAGCCCCGUCAACAGCCUGGUCAGAGACAGCAGGAUCCUACCUGUUGUCUUUCAAGUCAUGGCGGAGCACCAGGACAAUAUCCUGGGUGGAACCAUGCAGAAGGCCAUGGCUCUCCUCAGCAACCUGACUGGACAGAAAGACGUGGACCUACAACCCUUCUACCAACAAGGUCUGGUGGAGGUGGUCUGCAGGGUCUUCAGCAAGGCAGCCAUCCUGUACGUGGAGAGAGAGGAGAGGCCUGGGAGGAAGAGUAGCCAUGAUCUCCUGUUGUCUCUACUGGACACUCUACACAAUGUACUUACCAGCACAUCCAGAGUGGUGCGCAUUGCACUCCAGGGAGCUGAGUCCCAGGGAGAGACCCAGGCUGCAGAGGAACUCCUGCUCAUCAACAAACCUCUGACACAACUCACAUCCCUGCUCAUUCAGAUGCUGCCAUGUGAGGAUGUGGAGGUGUAUGAGGAGACCAGUCAGUGCCUGUCCCUGCUGAUGCAGCUGUAUGGAGGGGACAGCCCUGACUACCUCAGCCCCCUGAACCUCCAGAGCCUCAGCCACGCGCUGCAGCUCCAGACCCAGCCUAAACAACACAGACUACUGCUCCGCAUCAUCAAACGCCUGCCUGUUGCCUUCCACAGCAGGAAUCCCUAG